Didymella exigua CBS 183.55 is the source of this 1887-nucleotide messenger RNA. Its product is annotated as autophagy-related protein 22-1. Gene Ontology annotation, biological process: amino acid transmembrane export from vacuole. The coding region runs from base 48 to 1799 and encodes 583 amino acids. The transcript has 3 exons. The record is from RefSeq and is a predicted model, not a curated record. Lineage: Eukaryota; Fungi; Ascomycota; Dothideomycetes; Pleosporales; Didymellaceae.
CGAUGUCAUCGUCCAUUCUCUGCUGGAUGUCGUGAACACACCCCAAUAUGUCCCACUCUUACCAGGACGAGGACGAGCCAGCCGCCGUCCAGCCGCGGGUGCGUUAUGAGGGCGAAGACACCAGUCCGACGACGACGAGAGAGCUCAAUGGUUGGUAUGCGUAUCCCGUUGCGGCUGAGGUGUUUGCUGUGGUUGCUGUUGGCGCCUUCCUCCCUGUAGUCCUUGAGCAGCUUGCGAGAGAGAAUGGGCAUUUCUUCUCUGACAGGUCGAAGCCUUGCGUCGAGCAUGCCGGAAGUGUGCGGAUGCGUGCUGAGAAUGGUACGGCGGAUGGCCAGAAAGAGCAGUGCAUGAUACGAAUGCUGGGCAAGGACUUGUCGACAAGCAGUUUCUCAUUGUACACCUUCUCGGCGGCUGUCCUCGUACAGGCUAUUGUGCUCGUGCUGUUCAGUUCGUUUGCUGAUCAUGGGCCGUACCGCAAGAAGAUGCUCAUGAUUUGCGCCUACACUGGCUCGAUCGUCAGCAUGCUCUUCAUCUUCAUAACGCCUUCGAUAUACUACCUUGCCCCGAUACUAGUUAUUCUCGGGGUCACCAGUCUGGGCUUCUCCUUCGUCCUGUUGAAUGCUUUCCUGCCAUUACUAAUCGCUAAUCAUGCUUCCGAAUCGGAUCUGAAGUCUCUCAACUUCGAGUCGUCUACCUCCCUGGACCAGGAGCUUGAGAGCUUCAAUCCCAACGGUGACAGCGGUGGGCAUCGAAUGAACCCGGAGAAGCUAGCCAAAGAUCUGAAACGGUCUGCGGUCAUAUCCAGCAAAGCUGUUGGCUACGGCUACAUCGCGGCCGUCUUCGUCCAAGUUAUAGCCAUUGGAAUCCUUUUCGGUUUCAGCAAAACUUCGUUCGGCAAGGCGCACCCAACCAUCUCCAUGCGUGUCAUCCUCUUCGUCGCAGGGCUGUGGUGGGCGGUAUUCACCAUACCCACCCUCCUCUGGCUCCGGCCCCGUCCUGGCUCGCCAUUACCUACAAUCCAAGACCGCUCCUAUGGCAAGCAGCCGACGAGGCUCAAGCGCUUCCUCCACUACCUCUCCUUCUCCCUCGGCUCAUUCUGGAUCACGCUCCGCCGUGCAAUCCGCCUCCGUCAAACACUCCUCUUCCUCAUCAGCUGGUUUCUCCUCUCCGACGCCGUCGCCACUAUCUCCGGCACCGCCGUGCUCUUCGCACGCACAGAGCUGCAGAUGAGUACCAUAGCCAUCGCGCUGCUGUCCAUCACCUCGAUUGGCUGCGGCAUCAUCGGCGCUUUCGCGUGGCCGCGCGUCGCAGCGCGCUUCGCCCUCCAGGCCAAAACAGUUCUGCUGCUGUGCGUCGCCGGCAUGGAGAUUAUCCCUCUCUACGGUCUGCUGGGCUACGUCCCGCUGUUCCAGCGCCUGGGCUUCAUUGGGCUGCAGCAAGCAUGGGAGAUCUACCCCAUUGCCGUCAUCCACGGCAUCGUCAUGGGCGGCAUCAGCUCGUACGCGCGCUCCGUGUUCGCCCCGCUGAUCCCCGAGGGACGCGAGGCGGCGUUCUUCGCACUCUACGCCGUCACAGAUAAGGGGAGCAGUGCGUUUGGCCCCGCGCUGGUGGGUUACAUUGUCGAUCGCGCUGGGAGCAUUCGUCCGGCGUUUUUGUUCUUGGCCGUCUUGGUCGUGCUGCCUGCGCCGUUGCUGUGGGUCUUGGAUGUGGAGAAGGGAAGGGAGGAUGCGAGGUCCAUGGCGGAUCAUGAGGUUGUGGGGAGAGGGAGCUAUGAGAGGGUUGGGCUAGGUGUGGAGUAGUAUCUUUGUUCAGAGGGAUGGAGAACUACGGGAUGACGCUACGACAUUAUGAUCAAUCAAAUAAAAUAAGAGCAUAUCUGCAAGAGAG